Messenger RNA from Cajanus cajan (pigeon pea), 1098 nucleotides. Lineage: Eukaryota; Viridiplantae; Streptophyta; Magnoliopsida; Fabales; Fabaceae. The record is from RefSeq and is a predicted model, not a curated record.
GUACAAACAACUUAUAUCGGAGUUCCUCUAGUAACUACUCGGGGUCAGAUUCACCGCGCAUCUUAUUCCAAUCACUGCCUCCUUCUCUAAAGUCCGAACCAACCAACCAGCCCACUCCACUGCCAGUGCGGUUCCCCAAAAGAAGUAGAGCGAAAGAGAGAGAGGGAGAAUAUGAAUGGGGGAUUUCAUUUAACCAAUAAAACUGGUCAUAAUCGUGACUCGUGAGCUAACUACCCUCUGCCACGUGACCACUCUCAUUUUCUUUCUCAUUCCUUCGGUGUAUAAAAAAACUUGCGCAACUCCACUCUAGCAUAGCACAUUAGCACCCAUCCGAAAUUCCAGUAUUCUCACUCCAUUCCACUCAAUCUCAGAUCUCCGCUGCGGGUUCCAAUCCUCUCUCCUCUUUUCUUGGCCAUGGCCGCCGGACAACUCUUCUCCCGUACUACACAAGCUUUGUUUUACAACUACAAGCAACUUCCCAUCCAGCGGAUGCUUGACUUUGACUUUCUUUGUGGUAGAGAAACACCAUCAGUAGCUGGAAUAAUUAAUCCUGGUUCCGAGGGAUUUCAAAAGCUCUUUUUUGGUCAGGAGGAAAUUGCCAUCCCGGUUCAUGCUGAUAUUGAAGCAGCUUGUGCGGCACACCCCACUGCUGAUGUGUUCAUCAAUUUUGCAUCAUUUAGAAGUGCAGCUGCAUCAUCCAUGGCUGCUUUGAAGCAGCCAACAAUUAGAGUUGUUGCAAUUAUUGCUGAAGGUGUACCUGAGUCAGACACCAAGCAACUGAUUGCGUAUGCUCGGGCAAACAAUAAGGUUGUUAUUGGCCCAGCCACUGUUGGAGGAAUUCAAGCUGGUGCUUUUAAGAUAGGUGAUACAGCUGGAACAAUUGACAACAUAAUUCAUUGCAAACUCUACAGGCCUGGAUCUGUUGGAUUUGUUUCUAAAUCUGUAUGUAGUUAUUCAUAUUCCUGUUUAUGUCAAUUUCACCUUUCUCAUAUUAAGGAUAGAUUUUGGGUGAAUUCUCUGAAAGACCACUUUCACAAGUGGUCCAUGGGUGCAUCAUCAAUUUUUAUCCUUAGAUGCAUCUAAACUAGUAGACCAUAA